Molecule: messenger RNA, 3104 nt
Organism: Charadrius vociferus (killdeer)
Lineage: Eukaryota; Metazoa; Chordata; Aves; Charadriiformes; Charadriidae
Gene: HDAC7
Product: histone deacetylase 7
Exons: 23
Coding region: 10-2859 (949 amino acids)
Biological process (GO): negative regulation of transcription by RNA polymerase II; chromatin organization
Cellular component (GO): histone deacetylase complex
Molecular function (GO): histone deacetylase activity
Source: RefSeq, a predicted model, not a curated record
GCCGCUCCCAUGGACCUGCGGAUCGGGCAGCGCGUCGUCAAGCCCGGCUCUGACACCACCUUGCUGGCCCUGAAGCACACGCAGCAGCUGCAGCACCAGCUCUUCCUCGCCAGCCUGCACCAGCAGCAAGUGGAGCAGCUCGCCCACCAGCACGUGAGGGUGACCAUGGAGUCCCCGCACCGCGAAGCUGAGCCCGGGCAACAGGAGCAGGAGCUGCGGCAGAUCCUCAACAAGGACAAGAGCAAGCGAAGUGCUGUGGCCAGCACAGUGGUGAAACAGAAGCUGGCUGAGGUCAUCCUGAAGAAGCAGCAGGCAGCUUUGGAGAGGACCAGCAACCCCAACCCUUCAGCCAUGCCAUACAGGUCUCUGGAGCCUCUGGAUCCUGAGGGCCCUUCCCCUCCUGUGCUCAGCACCUUCCUGCCCCCUGUCCCCAGCACUUCUCUUGACCCCCCAGAGCAUUUUCCGCUGCGGAAGACGGCGUCUGAGCCCAACCUGAAGGUGCGUUGCAAGCCCAGGAAGUGCCUUGACCGACGCAAGAACCCCCUGAUGCGGAAGGAGAGCGCUCCCCCCUCGCUUAAGAGACGGCCGCCCGAGGCGAUCGGUGAGGACUCCUCCCCGAGCAGUAGCAGCACCCCGGUGUCCGGCUGCAGCUCUCCCAACGACAGCCUCCCCGCUGAGCACGGAGCCCUCCCCACUGCCUCCGGCAUGGCCCACGAGGGAGAGGCAGAUCGCCGCCCCCUCUCCAGCCUGGCACACCGGGUGCCCGUGCUGAACGGACCUGUCCUCGCGGGCACGCACUCGCCCAUGUUCAUACCAGCUGGCUUGGAGCAGCACGAGGCUGGGAGCCCCUUAUCCCCUCGGCUCCAGCCCGUCAUCAUCCUGGAGCCCUCAGUCACCCACACUCCGCUGGUGGCGGUGCCAGGUCUGGGAACGGUCCCCUUCUCCUUUGCCCCCUCGCUCAUCUCUGCAGAGCGCCUGUCGCUCCCAGGCCACCAUAAACCGCUGGGCAGGACCCGCUCGGAGCCACUGCCCCAAAAUCCCAAGGCCAUCCAGCAGCAAUUGGUGUACCAGCAGCACCACACCCAGUUCCUGGAGAGACUCAAGCAGCAGACGCAUCUGGGCAAGCGCAUGGCUAAAUCCAGCGAGAAGCCCCGUCUGCGGCAGAUCCCGUCCUCGGAGGACAUGGAGGCCGAGGGGACACUCCCAGAGGCUGGGGCUGAGAGCAGUGACCCAGCGAGGGCACGCGUGGAGCCCACACGGCCGGGGAGCAGCGUGAAGGAGCCCGAGAGGACGCAGAAGAUGAUGCAGCCUCAAGAGGAGCUUGUCCUACAGCAGGCCUAUAUCUGGGAUUCCUACCAGCGCGUGCAGCAGCAGCUCCUCAAGCGGCAGCCCUUGGCCGACUCCCCCAUGGUCCCCACCAUCCAUGCGGGGCACAGACCCCUCUCCAGGGCCCAGUCAUCUCCUGCCACCGCGACUGUCUCCCUUCCUGCCCAGGACACGGCCUCCAAGACACUCUCCCUGUCUGUGCAGGAGCAGCCAGCCAAGCCGCCCUUCACAACAGGGCUGGUUUACGACUCAGUCAUGCUCAAACACCAGUGCUCCUGCGGUGACAACAGCAACCACCCAGAGCACGCGGGCAGGAUCCAGAGCAUCUGGUCCCGUCUGCAGGAGAGAGGGCUGCGCAGCCAGUGCGAGUGCCUGCGGGGACGGAAGGCCACCCUGGAGGAGCUGCAAUGUGUCCAUACUGAGCGCCACGUCUUCCUCUAUGGCACCAAUCCCCUCAACCGCCUGAAACUGGACAACGGGAAGCUGGCAGGCAUCCUGUCACAGCGUAUGUUUGUCAUGCUGCCCUGCGGAGGGGUGGGGGUGGACAGCGAUACCAUCUGGAAUGAGCUGCAUUCCUCCAACGCUGCCCGCUGGGCUGCGGGCAGUGUCACCGAGCUGGCCUUCAAGGUGGCCACCAGGGAGCUGAAGAACGGCUUUGCUGUGGUGCGGCCACCUGGACACCACGCGGAUCCUUCCACUGCCAUGGGAUUCUGCUUCUUUAACUCGGUGGCCAUUGCCGCCAGGCAGCUGCAGCAGAAAGGGAAACUCAGCAAGAUCCUCAUUGUGGACUGGGAUGUUCACCAUGGCAAUGGGACACAGCAGAUCUUCUACAGAGACCCCGAUGUUCUCUACAUCUCUUUGCAUCGUCACGAUGAUGGCAACUUCUUCCCCGGUAGUGGGGCCGCCGACGAGGUUGGUGCUGGCCCUGGUGAGGGAUUUAAUGUCAACAUAGCCUGGACUGGAGGUCUCGACCCCCCCAUGGGUGACCCUGAGUAUCUGGCUGCUUUCAGGACGGUGGUGAUGCCAAUUGCACACGAAUUCGCCCCCGAUGUGGUGCUGGUGUCGGCCGGCUUCGAUGCAGCUGAUGGCCACCCACCACCCCUGGGUGGCUACAAAGUCUCUGCUAAAUGUUUUGGCUACAUGACGAAGCAGCUGAUGAGCCUGGCUGGCGGAGCCAUCGUCCUCGCGCUAGAAGGCGGCCAUGAUCUUACGGCCAUCUGUGAUGCGUCUGAGGCUUGCGUGUCGGCCUUGCUGGGCAACGAGCUGGACCCUCUCCCAGAAGAAAGCAUGAGGCAGAAACCAAACCCCAACGCUGUGCGCUCCUUGGAAACAGUGAUCCAGGUCCAGAGCAAAUACUGGGUGGCCGUGCAGCGCUUUGCCUCCAAGCUGGGCUGCUCCUUCCUGGAGGCGCAGCACCACGAGGCAGAAGAGGUGGAGACGGUCACAGCCUUGGCUUCCCUCUCGGUGGCUGUGAUGGUGGAGAAGAGGCCACAAGAUGAGCCGAUGGAGGAAGAGGAGCCCAUGAACCAGUGAUGAGCAGUGAUGUUCUCUGCUCCCCUGCUUCCAGGACGUGGCUGGACUCUCCCGAGCCCAGCGCUCGCUCUUCACUCCUGGCUUUCUGUUUGCCACGUCAUCCUCACUCCCCGAGUCAUGGUCCUGAAAUGGCAUGGACCUUUGGCUGCCGCCUCUGCAGGUCUUCCACAAAGGAUGUCCUCCUGCUCGGGACCGAUGGAAAACCAUAUACUCCCUCUGCACGGUGUGGCCUUGCAAACCUAGAC